This is a messenger RNA of Lagenorhynchus albirostris (white-beaked dolphin), 3515 nucleotides long. It is a transcript of the gene ACSF3, whose product is annotated as acyl-CoA synthetase family member 3. Lineage: Eukaryota; Metazoa; Chordata; Mammalia; Artiodactyla; Delphinidae. Bases 645 to 2609 code for a protein of 654 amino acids. Gene Ontology annotation, molecular function: medium-chain fatty acid-CoA ligase activity. The record is from RefSeq and is a predicted model, not a curated record. The transcript has 10 exons. Gene Ontology annotation, biological process: fatty acid metabolic process.
AGGGUGGCCGUGGGUGUCUGGCGUGGUGACUCUGGUGGGGAACGAUGGCUGCGGGUGGGAAGGCUCCAGCUGGGCUCCUGGCUGUGAUUCAGGAGGGGGGACUUGGAAUUUUCUCGUGGGUGAGAUAGGGUUAACAGUGCUUGCCUUGCUGAUUGAACAGGGUGGUCGAAGGUGAAAACACACGUAAUAUAUUAAGUGUGUUACCAAAUAAUAUUCAUUAAAAAUCCUUCAGGAACAACCGGGGGAGCUGGUGCAUCCGUCAGCUCCCCGUCAGGGACGCUGCUCUGGCUGAGAGCGCCCAGGCGGAGCAGAGGCGGCAGAGGCUGCAGUGGGGAGGGCACGGCAGUGGGGACGCCGAGCCAGGGCAGGUGGUGGCCCGUGGACCUUGCUGGCCGCCCUGGCGCUGGGAAGGAACCGUCUUCCGUGGUCCCGGGGGUCAGGAGGGCUCCUGACCUCUCGAGUGGAGGGCUGGCAGCGUGGAGGGGGUGCGCCCAGCCACCCUUUCCCAGGCCGCCUCCUCUAGAGCACACUGGAGAAGUCCAGGUGCGGGUCGUGGCUCACAGCCUUCCCGGGGAGCCCUCCUCCUGGCGGACUGUUUUGGUCAUUGUUUAGUAGUUAGGCUGUGGGGAAGAGAGGGAAGAGUUAUGUUUUGGCUUAAAAAACAGAGUGACGCUUUGCAGACAUGUGAACCUGCCCUGUUUGCGUCUCUGCUCUACUUUAGACAGGUUCCUAGGAGUCCAAGGCUCGGCACGUGUUCCAGAGCAGAAGUGAGCCCAGUGUCUGUGCUCCGCUCGCCGGAAUCUCCAGGCCCCGCUGCUGGCGGGGAGGGACCACAGCCAGCCCCUGAAUCGGGCGGGGGUCGGGUGGGCGUUAGGGGCGACCCCACAGCCGAAAAUCCGAGUAACUUCACAGCCGGCCCUUCCUGCACACCCCCGCCCUCCGUAUUCACACUCGUGUACCGGCACUUGGCGUCUGCGGCUGCGACGCUGCCCCGCGUGGUGAUGUCCCUCCGGCGCCUGGCCUGGGCCUGGCCUGGGCCGUGUUGGUGGCCAGCCCCCCGGAGGUGCAGAGGACGCGGCGCCCUGCACACGGCCCCGGCCGCGCGCUCCGACAGCAGCACACUGGGCUUCCGCCGCGCCCUGGGCUUCGGGGACAGGAUCGCCCUCGUCGACCAGCACGGCAGCCACACGUACAAGGACCUCUACUCCCGCAGCCUCUGCCUGUCCCGGGAGAUCUGCCGGCUCCGUGGGUGUGCCGACAGGGACCUCCGGGAGGAGAGGGUCUCCCUCCUGUGCAGCAAUGACGUCUCCUUCGUGGUGGCGCAGUGGGCCACGUGGAUGAGCGGCGGCAUUGCCGUCCCCCUCUGCAGGAAGCACCCCCAGGCCCAGCUGGAGUAUUUCAUCCGGGACUCGCGCAGCUCCGUGAUCCUCGCCGGCCCGGAGCACGUGGAGCUCCUGAGCCCGGUGGUCCAGAAGCUGGGGGUCCCGCUCCUGCCUCUCCCGCCCACAGUCUACCACGGGGCAGCCGAGGACCCCGGGGAGGGCCGGCUGCCAGAGUGGGACUGGAGAGACCGGGGCGCCAUGAUCAUCUACACCAGCGGGACCACGGGGAGACCCAAGGGCGUCCUGAGCACGCAUCAGAACAUCCGGGCCGUGGUGACGGGGCUGGUCCGCAAAUGGGCCUGGACAAAGGACGACGUGAUCCUCCACGUCCUCCCGCUGCACCAUGUCCACGGCGUGGUCAACAAGCUGCUCUGUCCGCUCUGGGUGGGCGCCACCUGCGUGAUGCUCCCCGAGUUCAGCGCUCAGCUGGUUUGGGAAAAGUUCUUAAGCUCUGAAACUCCACGGAUUAAUGUGUUUAUGGCAGUGCCCACCAUAUACAGCAAGUUGAUGGACUAUUACGACAAACAUUUUACCCACCCUCGUGUCCAGGAUUUCGUGCGUGCGGUUUGUGAAGAAAAAAUCAGGUUGAUGGUCUCGGGCUCGGCCGCCCUGCCCCUGCCUGUGCUGGAGAAGUGGAAGGGCAUCACCGGCCACACUCUGCUGGAGCGGUACGGGAUGACGGAGAUCGGCAUGGCCCUGUCCAACCCCCUGACCACAGCUCGCCUGCCAGGCUCUGUGGGGACCCCGCUGCCCGGCGUCGAGGUGCGCAUUGUGUCAGAAAACCUGCAGAAGGACGGCUACCCCUACGUUGUCCACGCGGAGGGAAAUGAGGAGGACACCAAGGUGACCCCAGGGUUUGAAGAGAAGGAGGGGGAGCUCCUGGUCAGGGGGCCCUCUGUGUUCCGGGAAUACUGGGACAAGCCGGAGGAAACAAAAACCGCCUUCACCUCGGACGGCUGGUUCAAAACAGGUGACACGGCCGUGUUCAAGGACGGCAACUACUGGAUCCGCGGCCGCACGUCCGUGGACAUCAUCAAGAGUGGCGGCUACAAGGUCAGCGCCCUGGAGGUGGAGCGGCUCCUGCUGGCCCAUCCCAGCAUCACGGACGUGGCUGUGAUCGGAGUUCCAGAUGUGACGUGGGGCCAGCGGGUCACCGCAGUGGUGACCCUUCGAGAGGGACACUCGCUGUCCCACAGGGAGCUCAAAGAGUGGGCCAGGUGGAUGUAGGCACCAGCUACUGAGGCCAAGGGAUGGGGUUUCUCUGCCCGCCCUCGCCGGCCCCUUGCUGCACACGUCCCGAGUGGCCAAGGCUGUCCCUACUCCUGCGGGCUCCGAGCAGACUUCGCGGUGCUGCUGUCCAGAGCCCCACUGCCCGAUGCCCCGCUGCCUGCGUCACUGGCAGCAGCCACAGAGCGUGGAGCCCUUGUGCGCCAGGAGGCCACGAUGGGUGGCCCCUCUCCCCACCACCCCAGGCAGCAUCCUGUGCACCUGCUGGUUCCGUAUUGAAGGGCCCCACGUGCGGCCCUCGAGCAAGGAGCAGGCAGCUCUGCUCAGGAGAAGCCUGGGCGUGGUGUGCAGAGCUGCCUGGGGCUGGGCCCGCCACGUGGCCGUUCACAGGAGGGAGCAUUGUCUAACGGUGCUCCUCUUGGGGUGCGGCUGCAGGCCAGCUGCUGGACCCAGAUGGCUCUGGGGUGGGAGGGUGGUUCCAGCCGGCGUGUGUGGUCAUAGCGCCCAGGGGUCUGCGAGGUGCCCACCCACCUCCCCCAGCUGUCCGCCCAGGGCUGCAGUGAAUGGACCGCGAGGUAGGACCAGUUCUUUCCAGCUCAGGGGCUCCGGGGCGGGGUCUCGGGAGGCCUGGCCCUGGGUGAGGCUCACCCUCUCCCCCAGUGGGCAGAGGGGCGUCUCCAUGCCCAGGACCAGGCCCCGACCUGCUGCGGAGGCGCCACCCGCGCCCGUGGCUCCUGCCCUCAGGCCUGGCCUGUCUCUGCAGUGGUGUCCUGGCCCCGUACGCGGUGCCCUCGGAACUCCUGCUGGUGGAGGAGAUCCCGCGGAACCAGAUGGGGAAGGUCAACAAGCAAGACCUUGUCCGGCAGCUCUUCCCGCGCGACUGGGCUGCCCCCGAGACUGGGCGCC